UCCAGUAGAGCGAUUACUGUGAUAUGAUGCUCGUGUAUUUUGCUUUUGUGUUUAAAAUUUGAUGGAUAUCGGCUUUAUUUUCUUGUAAAUAUCUUGUAUUGAAAUAUAGAUUAUUUAAAAUGCCGUUGCCGGUUCAACCAUCCGCUGGUUUAUUUCAGAAGAAUAGAACUCAUACUAGACGAAAUACAGAAGAUGGCCCUAUGUUUGUUUUUAAUAUCAGAUCUGUUGAUAAUAGAGAUAUGCAGAGCUCCUCGGUUGAGCCAAUGCAAGUAGAUGCACCACCAGAAGAAAAUGAUGUUGCUGAAGUAGAAGUGUAUCUUGUUGAAAAUCCUACUCUUGAUUUGGAAGCUUAUAUAACUAGUUAUACUGGCUUAGCCAAAUUGUACAGAUUACUUUAUAUAGCUGAUCAUUGUCCAUCACUACGAAUUGAAGCUUUAAAAAUGGCUAUUUCUUAUGUACAAACUACCUAUAAUAUAAAUAUGUAUCAAGUGAUUCAUAGAAAAUUGCUAGAUGCUGUUGGUAAUUCAAAUUUACCAGAUGUUACUGGAGGUUUGAAUGCUGGAGUUGUUCCAUUGGAUACUCAAUGGAUUGAAACAAAAAGUAAAAAAGCUGCACUCAAAUUAGAAAAGUUGGAUACUGAUUUAAAGAACUACAAAAGCAAUUCUAUAAAGGAAAGCAUCAGACGAGGUCAUGAUGAUUUGGGUGAUCAUUACUUGGAUUGUGGAGAUUUAAGUAAUGCUUUGAAAUGCUAUUCGAGAGCCAGAGAUUAUUGCACAAGUGGAAAGCAUGUUAUUAAUAUGUGUCUUAAUGUAAUUAAGGUUAGCGUAUAUCUUCAAAAUUGGUCCCAUGUAUUGACUUAUGUCAACAAAGCAGAAGCUACUCCAGAAGUUAAUGAUAUUAAUAGUAAAGAUGCAAAUCAGUUGGUAUUGACAAAAUUGAAGUCUGCUGCUGGUUUAGCUGAAUUAGCAACCAGGAAGUAUAAGUCGGCUGCUAAAAACUUUUUACAAGCUUCAUUUGAUCACUGUGAUUUUCCUGAUUUGUUGUCUGCAAAUAACAUUGCCAUGUAUGGAGGAUUAUGUGCACUUGCCUCUUUUGAUAGACAAGAACUUUUAAAACAUGUAAUAUCUAGCAGUAGUUUCAAGCUGUUCUUGGAGUUAGAACCACAGUUGAGAGACAUAAUAUUUCGAUUUUACGAAUCUAAGUAUGCAUCAUGCUUAAAAUUGUUAGAUGAAAUUAAGGAUAACUUGCUUCUAGAUAUGUAUUUGGCUCCUCAUGUACUAACGCUGUACACUCAGAUACGUAACAGAGCUCUUAUUCAGUAUUUUAGUCCAUAUUUAUCUGCUGAUAUGAAUAAGAUGGCUGCAGCUUUCAAUACAACAGUUAAUGGCCUGGAAGAUGAGCUCACUUUAUUGAUUCUGGAUAACCAAAUACAAGCAAGAAUUGAUUCUCAUAAUAAGAUCUUAUAUGCAAAAGAUGUUGAUCAGAGGAACACUACAUAUGAGAAAGCUAUUAAAAUGGGCAAGGAAUACCAAAGGCGUACAAUUCAACUUAUUUUGAGGUCAGCCAUGCUUAGGAAUCAGAUUCAGGUUAAAAGUCCACCUCGAGAAGGCUCACAGGGGCUUGAUGUAUCUGUUUCUCCUCUCAACUGCACGCCCAGAAGUUAAUCCUGCUUGAUCACAAGAUCAUGAAAAUGGUGAAAUGAAUGAAAGUUAUCCUAAGAAAAGGCAAAAAGUCAGUUGAUGUCAUCUUCCAUUGUGUGGAGGAGUCUCUCAUGCUCUUCACAGAUUUGUAAAUUCGAUAUGUAAUAAAGACUGUGUGUUUAGUU
Messenger RNA from Argiope bruennichi, 1825 nucleotides. It is a transcript of the gene CSN1b, whose product is annotated as COP9 signalosome complex subunit 1-like. Lineage: Eukaryota; Metazoa; Arthropoda; Arachnida; Araneae; Araneidae. Gene Ontology annotation, cellular component: COP9 signalosome. The transcript has 16 exons. The record is from RefSeq and is a predicted model, not a curated record. The coding region runs from base 120 to 1664 and encodes 514 amino acids.